AUGUUGUCUGUGUUUAGCGUUGCACCAUGUGCUUUUGUGGUUGGGCUGGUGGGCAUCUCGUAUCUUUUCAUUUGGCCAUUUAUGCAGUACCUCCGCGAUCCGAAAGGGCUGCGGAAAUAUCCUAAUCUGACUCCCAUCUCAGGGAUGUCCGCGAUCCCCUUCAUGUUCAUGGCUUCACGUGGAUUUCGCUCUCGCGAGCUGAUGGAGCUACACCGGGAGAAGCCCGUUAUCCGCACAGGCCCUAAUAUGCUGUCAUACGGAGACGUGCGCGCCAUCAAGGACAUCUAUGGGCACAACACCAAGUGCAUCAAGGACCCGUCGUACGUGAUCACGGCAGGCACUCACUACCAUUUGGCCGAUGUCGUGGACAAGCCAGAUCACGCCCGGAAGCGCAAGGUCUUAUCGUCGGCAUAUGCUUUGAAGAACCUGGAGACAUGGGAGCACAAGGUCAGCGAUAAGUGCGAGAAGGUGGUCGCACACUUUGACCGUGUGUGCACGGCAGCUCCAUCCGCAGCGGUGGCAGCGGGAAAGCAAGCCCCCGACCGAGAUGACUUGACUCUGGAUUUCCGCUCGUGGACAAACUUUUUCACUUUAGAUGCCAUUGCCGACAUUGGUCUGUCAGAGAAGCUGGGCUUCCUAGACCAAGGACAUGAUCUCUGCGUGGCGGAGCGCAAGGAUGGUAGCACGUAUGAGGUGUCCCUGCGUGAGGCUCUCUACCCUACAGCGCGGAAACAAUCACUCAUCCUCUGGAACUACGAGUGGUAUCCGACCCUCAACCGGCUGGUGAACGUGAUUCCGUAUUUCAAGCGCAUGCAAGAGUCCUCCGAUCACUGGGACAACAUCAUCUGGCGUCGGGGAACCGAGCGACUGCGACGGUACGAAGAAGGCGAGCGACUGGAUGACUUCUUCCAGGCAUUGAUGGAGGACAAGAACGGCCGUGCCAACCAACUCGAAUGGGGUGAGGUGCUAGCUGAGGUUAAUAUCAUGAUGAACGCGGGCAGUGUGACCACCGCCAUCGCCAUCACCAACGUGAUGUACCAGCUGUUGAAGAACCCCGAAUGUCUGCAGAAGCUGCGGGCUGAAGUGGAUGCCGUCCUUGACCCGGACGAGAUCAUUGCGCCGUACGACAAAGUGAAGCACCUACCUUAUCUACGGGCAUGCCUGGACGAGUCGCUCCGUAUUUUCCCACCCACUUCCCACGGAUUGCCGCGCGAAACGCCACCGGAGGGAAUGGAGAUCCUUGGCCAGUGGGUCCCAGGCAACACUUCCGUCAGCAUGUCGGCAUUUGUGGCUCACCGAGAUGAGCGAGCGUUCCCCAAAGCCGACAAGUACAUCCCGGAGCGCUGGUUGGGUGAGGAAGGGAAAGCAUUGCAGCCGUACUUCAUCGCUUUCUCAGCUGGCGCCCGUUCAUGCAUUGGACGCAACAUCUCGUACCUAGAGCAGGCCAAGAUUCUGGCGACUUUGGUACGCCGCUAUGAGUUCGCUCUGCCGUCUCCAGACUGGGAACUGCAGCGAGAGGAGACAAUGAAUCUUAUCUUGGGUGCUAUGCCUGUGAAGAUUUGGCGGCGAGAAGUACCGGUUGAUGACUCGUGA
Molecule: messenger RNA, 1593 nt
Organism: Aspergillus japonicus CBS 114.51
Lineage: Eukaryota; Fungi; Ascomycota; Eurotiomycetes; Eurotiales; Aspergillaceae
Product: cytochrome P450
Exons: 2
Coding region: 1-1593 (530 amino acids)
Molecular function (GO): iron ion binding; oxidoreductase activity, acting on paired donors, with incorporation or reduction of molecular oxygen; monooxygenase activity
Source: RefSeq, a predicted model, not a curated record